AUGGAUUCAGAAAAAAGUUUCUUUGAAGAUUUUCCAGUUGAUGAAAUGCCUUUUAUUUGGGAAAAAGUAAGUAAUCUAUUUUUUUCUGUUUCAACAAAAAAUGAAAUUUUUGUUUGGAGACAUGAAAUUUUUUGUUUUUUAACAGUGUUAAAAAUGCACUGUUAAUUUUUUUCUGUAAAAAGUUUUUUAUCAAAAUCCUUUCCCGCCCAAAUCAAAAUUUUGAUUCGGGCGUGAAUUCAAAAUUACACAAAAAUUGGAUUUUUGAUUUUCGUGUAAAGAAUUCAACGAAAAAUUAAAAUUUGGUUUGAAAGAUUUGGGAAGCUUAAUAAACUUAACAUAAGAAGCCUUUAGAAGCCUAAGCUCAUAAAACCCGCAAAUUUUUUAUAAAUUUUUUUCAGCUGGAAUAUAGCAGACACUUGCUCAGCACUCAGAAAAUCCUAUUUCCAAAAUCGAAAUUAUAUCCAAGAGCCAAAGUUAUGCGAUCAUAUAAGGGAUACCCUGUUCUGAAUAUAAUGCAAUUUUUGGUGCGCAACGGAACAUCGCAACUCGCUGAAUAUCCAAAUAUCUAUUGCGUGGAAAUGAAUCGAGUUUUUGACACAUUGCUAAGUAUGACACGGAAAAAGAAAUUGACACGAAUUUUGUUAGAAACAAACGUUAUAACAGAAACAUUCAGUUUUUUCUACUUAUGGGCGCCAGGUAUUCCAUGUGAUAUAAUUACCGGAGAAUUGACAUCAAGUCUUCAUUUAACAAAUGCGACAAGUUUAGAGCUUCGAGUGAAGAGAUUUACUUUCAAAGUUCAAAAUAUGCUCAGAUGUUCAACACUUGAACGAUUGAAGUUUAGCUUACAUUUUCGUUUUCUCGAGCAGCGUUAUAUUAUUCCAAAUGUAAGUUGAAAUCCUUUAUUUUCUCAAAAACCUCCCUAAUAAUUUCUAUUUCAGAAAAAUCCGGAAAGUUUGAAAAACCUAGAAAUCUCCGUAUAUUUUGAUGACAUCAUUACCAAACCAAAUUAUAUUCCAAAUGAGAAAAAGUGAGUUGAAGCCCAAGAAGCCUAAGAAGCUUCCUAAAGCCUUCUGAAGCCUAAACCUAAGCCCUAAAAGCCUAAUUUAAUUUCAGAAUCGAGUUGUGCCAAACAAAAAUGGGAUAUUUAUCGAAAUACUUUUCAUUUUCUCAAUCUGGAUAUUUUGUGAUUAUCAAAACUGAAGAUUUUCAAAAUCUCCGUCUUUCUUUGGACUGCAAUAUUUCCGAUACCUUUUUGAUGGAUCUUUGGUGUUGA
Caenorhabditis angaria is the source of this 1273-nucleotide messenger RNA. NCBI's taxonomy places the organism in Eukaryota, Metazoa, Nematoda, Chromadorea, Rhabditida, Rhabditidae. The record is from the annotation of a GenBank genome assembly.